This is a messenger RNA of Brugia malayi, 2019 nucleotides long. Its product is annotated as Zinc finger, C2H2 type family protein. Gene Ontology annotation, molecular function: RNA polymerase II transcription regulatory region sequence-specific DNA binding; DNA-binding transcription factor activity, RNA polymerase II-specific. The coding region runs from base 1 to 2019 and encodes 672 amino acids. Gene Ontology annotation, cellular component: nucleus. Lineage: Eukaryota; Metazoa; Nematoda; Chromadorea; Rhabditida; Onchocercidae. The transcript has 8 exons. Gene Ontology annotation, biological process: regulation of transcription by RNA polymerase II. The record is from RefSeq and is a predicted model, not a curated record.
AUGACUGAUGAAUGUUGUUAUGUUUGUAAUGAAUGUCCAAAUUCGUAUGCAACAUUGGAUGAUUUGGAACGACAUAUGGAACAAAUGCAUGCUGGAAUAUUUCGUUCCGAUACGGUUACCACAAAUGGUACGGCAACAUUACGAUUAUCAAAAUCGGAAAUAGAUGAAGAUGAUGGACAAUAUUGUUUAAAAAAUGGAACAGAUGAACAAAAAAUGGAUACCAUGGAACAUGAUGGUGAAAGUGGCGGUAAUUCACCAAGUAGCUCAGAUUUAUCAAAUUUUGAUGGUACAAUGGAUAGUAUUAAUUAUAAUUUGGAUGAAAGUACAAAUGCUGAAGGUUGUAAAACAUUUGGAUGCCGAUUUUGUCCAAAAUUAUUCCACGAACGAUCACAGCUAAAUAUACAUUAUAAGCAUACGCAUCGUGAUAAGCCGCAAUACGAGUGUGAUGAAUGCCACGUAAUUUUUGCAAUAAAACGUGAAUUAAGUACACAUAUGCGUAUACAUAGCGGUGAGCAACCUCAUACGUGUACACAAUGUGGUAAACAAUUUGGUACUCGGCAACUUCUUAAGAAGCACUGGAUGUGGCAUACCGGUGAACGAUCACAUGUAUGUCCACAUUGUGGCAAAGCUUUCUUUCAGAAAGGACAUUUAACACAACAUCUAAUGAUUCAUGCCGGUGGACGACCACAUCAAUGUCCAUUAUGUCAAAAGACAUUCAUUUUCAAGUUCGAUCUCAAUCGUCAUAUGAAAAUUCAUGCGGAACGAGGAUUUUCAUGUGAUAAAUGUGGUCGCUCAUUUCUUAAACAAAUGCAACUUGAUGAGCAUAUGUUAAAAUGCAAAGGUGCUACAGGUGUAAGAAGUCAACCAAUAACACGAACAAGUACACCAAUGACUGAUACCGUUAAUGGUAUUGGAAAUAAUGGUAUUGUUAUGAAGUCAGAAUCACGAACAUCAACACAAUCAUCACCAGGACAUAGACGACAGUCUAUUUCAGUUCAACAACAACGACAACAACAACAGCAGCAGCAACAACAACAACAACAGCAACAACAACAACAGCAACAACAACAACAACAACAGCAGCAACAGCAACGACAACGGCAACAGCACAACCACCAUCAUCAUCAACAACAAGAGCAACAACAACAACAACGUCAUCAGCAACAACAACAACGACAAGCAGCAGGAAAUGCUGCAGUAGUUGUACCACCAAUUUUUUCCGCCGAAGAAAUGAGCAAGGUUGCACAAGUAUUAGCUGUACAACAGCAACAACGUGCUCUUGCUGCAGCAGCUGCAGCACAUCAUGGUGCAGCUGCACAUGCAGUUGUAGGAAAUCCAUUAUUGCAAGCAAGUGCAUUGCAAAAUUUUGCACAAAAUUUACUAGCUAAUGGUGUAAACAACCAGCAACCAACUGGACAAACAUUCUUCUGCAUUUUCUGCAUGAAGCAUUUCAAUACGCAAGCAUCAUUUACUCUACAUCUUAGCUUUGUUCAUUUUCGCAAUAAUAUCGUCAAUGUAAGCAUGCAAAAUUGCUUUCAAGAACAUUUCGAUAAAGAGGGUAAAAUGAAUGCUUCUCUAACAUCACUUCCAUCCAUAUUUGGUACAGUUACAAAUGCAAAAGGGAUUUCUGAAGAUGCUAUUACUCAUUCGGAUACGACAACAAAUUCAUCGUGUUCCUCAAGCCCUCAAAAAAUAUCACCAAAUGUUAUGCAAGGCAGAAUGCAAUCACCAGCGCAAUUAUCCGAAGCAGAUCAUUUAUCAGAUGAUUUAGAAUCAUCAGAUAUUUCCAUUCAGAAAGGUUGUGAGCAAUGUGAAACCCAUCGACAACGGGUUGCUGAAUUAGAACAAACAUUGGAAGCAAAACGAAUUGAAUUAAAAAAUACCCGUGAAUUAAUGCGCCGUAUUGGUGUAAUUGCUGGUUCAUUACUUGAAUCGUGCACUGAUUUUGAUAAGCAAUGGGUAACACAUAGCCGUAAAGUUUACUCACAAAUACAAUCAGUAAUAUGUAAUAUGGAGUAA